Molecule: messenger RNA, 240 nt
Organism: Auanema sp. JU1783
Lineage: Eukaryota; Metazoa; Nematoda; Chromadorea; Rhabditida; Rhabditidae
Source: the annotation of a GenBank genome assembly
AUGUCUGCAAUUCCUUUUAUGAGUAACGCCUAUCACACCCAGCAACUCAGAUCCUGCGUAGAACAAGAAAAGAAGGGAUCGAAGCCUUUGGGUGUAGCCGCAACAACCAUGGCUGCUUUCACAGAGUCUCUACGACUUGUUGAUGAUCAAAUCAGCAGAUUGCAACCUCAGAAAUUAUUCAUCAACGUUGACACGGACAAUAUCCUGGAAAAUGUUAACCAUUUCAUCAGCCGGCACUAA